GUCUUGAUAGAAAUCUUGCCUUCAGAUUUCUUGCAAAUCCAGUCCAUUCAUACUCGGCCCCUGUGCAACCAUAUGCGGCCUAUCAGGCUGCUACUGCUGCUGGUUCCAAGUGUACUUGCCAGUGCGAUUCAUAGCGAGGUCUCCCACGAUGGCCAAGUGAGCCAAAGCAAGGAGGGUCCUCAGAGCCCGGGCUCCAGCAGCCUCCUAGCCUCGGAACAGAAGGAGGGCCAAUAUCCGUCCUUCGGCAGCAGCAGCGGCUUUGGCAGCAGUGGAUUUGGCGGCAGCGGCGGCGGUUUUGGAGGAAUGAACAGCAUGGGCGGAGGGAUGGGAGGUAUGGGCGGAGGCAUGGGUGGUGGCUCCUUUGGUGGGGGCUACAACUCCUUCGGAUCACAGCAGGGCUAUGGCCAGCCCAUGGUGAGAUCUGGCGCGCCCAUGAUGGGACACUCCGGGCAACCAGGCUAUGCUCCGACAGAGACGGAGAUGCAUAUGCCACUCAGUGCCAACGUGGAGCUGCAGUCCGACGAUGGCGUGCUUUUCUCUUCUAAAAAGAAGAAGCCUGAGGAUUACAAUUACGAUGACAAUUCUGUCCUUGGCAUGGCAAAUUACAUCUACAAGGGCAGCGCCGCCCCCGCCGCCUUUAGCUGGCUUCUUGGAGCUCUGGUCUUAGCCAGGGGUCUCGCUGCUUGA
This is a messenger RNA of Symbiodinium pilosum, 687 nucleotides long. NCBI's taxonomy places the organism in Eukaryota, Dinophyceae, Suessiales, Symbiodiniaceae. The record is from the annotation of a GenBank genome assembly.